Messenger RNA from Knipowitschia caucasica, 294 nucleotides. NCBI's taxonomy places the organism in Eukaryota, Metazoa, Chordata, Actinopteri, Gobiiformes, Gobiidae. The record is from the annotation of a GenBank genome assembly.
AUGCUGAGCGUGAGCCGCGACUCACAGCGCCUGAGCCGCGGCUCACAACGCCUGAGCCGCGGCUCACAGCGCCUGAGCCGCGGCUCACAACGCCUGAGCCGCGGCUCACAGCGCCUGAGCCGCGGCUCACAGCGCCUGAGCCGCGGCUCACAGCGCCUGAGUCGCGGCUCACAGCGCCUGAGCCGCGACUCAGAGCGCCUGAGCCGCGACUCACAGCGCCUGAGCCGCGACUCACAGCGCCUGAGCCGCGACUCAGAGCGCCUGAGUGACGCGAGUCACCGGAAGUUGCCGUGA